Molecule: messenger RNA, 856 nt
Organism: Penaeus vannamei (Pacific white shrimp)
Lineage: Eukaryota; Metazoa; Arthropoda; Malacostraca; Decapoda; Penaeidae
Source: RefSeq, a predicted model, not a curated record
AUGCAGAAAGUGCCUUCUCGCAAAGGAAAAUUGGAGUACUCAUAUGAGAGGAUCAGUCAUCCAGUGUUGGGUGUGACUGAGCUUUGGCAUGAAUCCCUUCCUGCAGGAGUGGGUCAUCUUUACCCUCAUUAUACAACCCUUUACCUGUCCUGUGGUUGCUGGACCUCCAUUACCAUCGCAAACACAGCCAUACCCAGUUGCCCCUUGCCAGGCUCGGAGAGGGCCUGGUUCCUUGGGCCAGCUCUGGUGGGAUACGGGAAGAAAGAAACUGUCAGGUUGUAUCAAGAGUUACUAAUGGCAUUUGCAAUUGCAGGUACGGUGGUAAGCGGUGUGGGAGUGGUGGCGGUGGGGGCUCAGCGGCAGCAGCAGCAGCGGCAGCAGCGCAGCAGGAGGAGCAGCAGUAGGUGUCAGGCGAUCGCCCCGCUACGCCACCCAACAGUCUUCCGCGUCUGCAGCAUCUGUGGGCAGACCAGGAGACAUCACACUCGGCCUCUUCACACGCACCACCACAACACUAAGCAUAAGGGAGGAAAGACUAGCACUGGAUCCGGCCAGGGCGGUGCAAGCACCAACAACGCAUCCUCACAAAAGCUUGACAACGGUGGUAGUGGUGGAGUAGACACCAACCAACAGCACGACAACGCCUCCAACAACCUCACCACCAACAACGCAACCGGCCGCCACAACCACCACGAAGCCCCCCACCCUACUCAACUAGGUCCUCCGCUGCCGCCGCUGCUGCCGCACCUCACCAUCACCACAAUCAUCACCAUAAUCACCAUCACCACCACUCCAACCAGCGCCAUAGCUCACGAGGCCCUCGUCGUAACCGGAUGAGUAUGGGGCAAAAAGUCAC